This is a messenger RNA of Sparassis crispa, 447 nucleotides long. RefSeq lists its product as hypothetical. The record is from RefSeq and is a predicted model, not a curated record. The transcript has 2 exons. Lineage: Eukaryota; Fungi; Basidiomycota; Agaricomycetes; Polyporales; Sparassidaceae. Bases 1 to 447 code for a protein of 148 amino acids.
AUGGAAACGAUUCUUGGUGUCACCAAGGACACAAGCGUAAAUCCCCACCGGGGUGUUGCGGAAUUGGGUGAGAAUGCCUCUGAGGCUGACUCGAUGUUCGAAGCAGAAGGCAACAAUAGUGCGCGUGAGCGGUAUCAACGGUUGUUCUGGGAGCCUGCGGUGGAUGGCAAGGAGCUUAUUCUCCCUGGCCUGCUGGAGCAAGAGCAUGCUGCUCGGGAAGCUGCAGCGGCUAAGAGAGCAAUUCGUUUUGCGACGUUUGAGGAGCACGUCGUCGAUGUUCCCGGUCGACCAAGUGUGAAGUUUGUGAACGUCGGGCAGAAGUACGUCGAUGAGCAUGACCAGGCGUGGAGGUUGAAGGAGAGGCAGCGGCGGUCUGUAUUGAGACAGCACAAGAGACAGCGAAAGGCCGCAGCGGCACUCGCGCGGAAGGAGCAGUUUGUUCACUAG